UUUGUUGAAUUGAAAGUUAUUGCGAAGGGAGUGAUGGUUGUUGUUGGUAGUGGUUGAAACUGUGAUUGGUGAGCGAAAUGGAUUCUGCUAGGAGUUGGUUACAGAAAUUUCAACCACGAGAUAAAUUAAGAGCCUCAACUAGAAAGAAAGACGAUACUCAUGGUGGGAAUGAAGCUCCAAACGGGCCUCUGGACGAAGCAGCUCUUUCCAAUAUCACAAAGCAGAAGGUUGCAGCAGCUAAACAAUACAUUGAAAACCACUAUAAGGAACAGAUGAAGAACCUUCAAGAAAGGAAAGAACGUCGAACCAUCUUGGAAAAGAAGUUGGCAGAUGCUGAUGUAUCUGAGGAAGAUCAAAAUAACCUACUUAAAUUUUUAGAGAAAAAGGAAACUGAAUAUAUGCGUCUUCAAAGGCACAAGAUGGGUGUAGAUGAUUUUGAGUUAUUGACCAUGAUUGGAAAAGGUGCAUUUGGGGAGGUCAGAGUUUGUAAGGAAAAGACUACAGAUCAUGUAUUUGCAAUGAAAAAGCUAAAGAAAUCAGAGAUGCUUCGCAGAGGCCAGGUAGAACAUGUCAGAGCUGAGAGGAAUCUCCUUGCAGAGGUUGACAGCAAUUGCAUAGUUAAACUUUAUUGUUCUUUCCAAGAUGAGGAGUAUUUAUAUCUUAUUAUGGAGUAUCUACCUGGCGGGGAUAUGAUGACUCUACUAAUGAGAAAGGAUACCUUGACCGAAGAUGAAGCCAGAUUUUAUGUGGGAGAAACAGUUCUAGCCAUUGAAUCAAUACAUAAACACAAUUAUAUACAUAGGGAUAUUAAGCCUGAUAAUUUAUUACUUGAUAAAUAUGGACACUUGAGACUGUCAGAUUUUGGGUUAUGUAAACCAUUAGACUGUAGUACACUUGAAGAAACGGAUUUUUCUGCUGGUCAAAAUGCAAAUGGAUUUCCUCAAAGUGAUGAAUCUGGACGCACACAACAAGAACAAUUGCAACACUGGCAAAAGAAUAGGAGGACACUUGCUUAUUCUACUGUCGGUACACCAGACUAUAUUGCUCCAGAAGUUCUAUUAAAGAAAGGCUACGGGAUGGAAUGUGAUUGGUGGUCACUUGGUGCUAUUAUGUAUGAAAUGUUGGUGGGAUAUCCGCCUUUUUAUUCUGACGAUCCAAUGUCAACAUGUAGAAAGAUAGUAAAUUGGAAAUCUCAUUUAAAGUUUCCUGAAGAAGCAAGGUUAUCUGUGGAGGCUAAAGAUCUUAUCAGUAAGCUUUUAUGUAAUGUGAACCAGAGACUGGGCUCAAAUGGUGCAGAUGAAAUAAAGGCUCAUCCAUUUUUCAAUGGUGUUGAGUGGGAAAGAUUGUAUCAAAUGGAAGCUGCAUUUAUUCCUGAGGUCAACGAUGAGUUAGACACUCAAAAUUUUGAAAAGUUUGAUGAGUCUGACCACCAGACUCAAUCAGCAUCAAGAACUGGCGGUCCAUGGAGAAAGAUGCUUUCAUCUAAAGACUUGAAUUUUGUGGGAUACACAUACAAAAACUUUGAAAUUGUCAACGAUUAUCAAGUUCCUGGGAUGACUGAAUUAAGAAAGAAAACUUCUAAAGUAAAGAAGCCAUCUGUUAAGUCUCUUUUUGAUUGUGAUUCUGACACAUCUGAAGCAUGUGCAUCUGAGGCUUCUGAUUCAACUGCAAAGAUUGAUGAUCAACAUACUCAUUCAGAAUAGAAAUAACAACUCAAGUCUAUAUUAGUUAAUAACCAUUUUUCGUGUUUAUUGUAAUUUUUGCUUUUAUUCCACGUUUUCAUUUCUUCUUGAAAACCUCAG
Molecule: messenger RNA, 1802 nt
Organism: Vigna umbellata (rice bean)
Lineage: Eukaryota; Viridiplantae; Streptophyta; Magnoliopsida; Fabales; Fabaceae
Biological process (GO): protein phosphorylation
Molecular function (GO): ATP binding; protein serine/threonine kinase activity
Source: RefSeq, a predicted model, not a curated record